GCUAACCAUUGAUUUUAACGGUAGAACGGGUGAAACAGUGUAUAGGUAUAUAAUCUAUAGUUUGCCUCCAUUUUUUGGCUGAAGACUGAGGAGGAAGUACGAGUAAUUAAUGCAAGUUGACCACGAGAUCGAGUUCUCAGAAUGAGCUGAAGGUGCGGGAGGUGACGGCUCAGACGCUUUUUUAGUCUAGGUCAAGGUAAACGUUGCCGAGCCAUUGGCUGCAUUUCUGAGCUAAGCAUAACUGACUCUGGACAACACAUUUCUGCAUUUUUUGAAGCUAGCUUUGCACUAAUCUGCACUGAAUAAGAUAUUAAGAAAGCACAAGAAAAAAACAUUGGCAAUUCUGGUUUGGAAUUCAGAUUCUAGAAGACCAUAAGAUUCCUACACUAUGAAGCGCGUACACGCACAGCGCAAAUUCGCCGCAGGAAUAAACAUCCCGAAUACACGUCAAACGCAACAAUCAGGUGUGGAUAGGAGAACCGAAACACCUCCAGAGUCUAGAGUGUUUCAGAUACACACCACACCUAGCUCCAUUCUUGAUGUUGUGUCCUUCCAAGGUAUUCACACUCACUUGCAACCCAUUGUGGUAUUAAAAAGGUUGGAAGAUACAGCAAGUACUAGCAAAGCUAACGAAAAUGGUGAAACCCAACCAUCCUAUCAAUUCAGAGACAGGUCGAAGAUAAAAAAAAGUGUACGAUGGGAACCGUGCAGUGAUACAGGUAUUUAUAAAAAACGAAAAUUAAACCCGAAUGUAUACAAAAAGAAGUCGUCAUAUAAUAUUGGAGCCCUAGUUAAGGAACUAUCUGUACCCAUAACGCCACUUCCUAGUACUUCUAAAGAUACAGCAGUUGAGGAAGUAUCUGUACACAUGUCGCCUCUUCCUAGUACUUCUAAGGAUACAGGAGUUGAGGAAGUAUCUGUACACAUGUCGCCUCUUCCUAGUACUUCUAAGGAUACAGGAGUUAAAGAAGUAUCCGUAUACAUGUCGCCUCUUCCUAGUACUUCUAAGGAUACAGGAGUUAGGGAAUUAUUUGUACCCGUAUUGUCUCCUCCUGGUACUUCUAAGGAUACAGCAGUUAUCAUUGAGAAUUCAGAUUCAAUAAUAGAAGAAGAGGAAGAAGAAGUUGUGGAAGGGCAUAUAAUGCAAGAUACCAUUGAAUACGCGGAUGAAAUCUUAGUGAAAACAAAAUUUGAGAACGCCGAUUACAAAGAAGAUACCAUUGAAUACGCGGAUAAAAUCGUAGUGAAAGCAAAAUUUGAGAACGCCGAUUACAAAGAAGGUGAUGCUGAAAAUUCUGAUGACUCUGACGAUUGUAUUAUAGAUGAUGAUUUGGAUUACAAAUUGCACUACAAACCAGAUGAGACUGAAAGUUCUGAAGAGUCUGUUAUUGUAAUUGAUAUUGAUGAUCACGCAAUAGGGGCACUGAACGUACCAGAUUUUUUUAGAAGUACAGGAGACGAGAUCGUGAUGGAACAAGAUAUAAUACCGUAUCCAACAGAAAGCCAAGUAGAAGAUGCGGUUGAUUUUGUUUAUAGCGAAGAGGCAAAUUUCACACCAGAAUGUGCACAGAUUGAAGACACUCCUAGUGCAACUGCUAAUAAUCCGGGAAUUACACGCACCGGCAAGAAUAAAAGAAAUAUCAUGUCGUGCCCCUCAAGGCACAUUACUUCAAUAAAGGAAAUUGUUUGCUGCAGUAAUACUGACCUGAAUGAGAAAUGUAACGAUUGCAAUUUUUGUACGAAAAUAAAAAUUGUAUCGUCAGCUGUGAAAGCACUAGAAUCGUCGGGAUUGAAUUUAUUACUCGCAGAGAACAUAAUCAUUGAAAAUCUUCGCACUGACCUCAUUUAUGAAUUCGGAGAAAACCUCAUUACCGACAGCGAAUUGAAAGAAAUUAUCGGGGCAGUUCGUGCUAAGCAACUUCAUAUUAAUUCACAGCAGAAUAGCCCACAGUCUAUCACUCAUACCUCCAGAGCCUCAUCAUCAGUGUCAUCUGGUCAAAACAACCAUCAAACUCGGUCAACUAUAAAUGCAAAUGUUCAGAGUAGUACGUCAAAUUCUUCCACGCCACGCAACGUACGCAAACCCUCAAAAAACUCAAAGGUCGAAAUAUCAUUUGCGAAGGCCCAAGAUAAGUCUCAGAAAACUGAAGUCACGCGUAAACAAGUUACCAGUUCUGAAAAGCGACAACGGCAUGAGACCUGUAACCAAAAUGCUGGCCCUUCCCGUGGCAAUUCGCUCGGUCAUCGGAGACGAUCUACCUACAAAUCGGCCUCCAAACUCCCUGGACCAUCUUCUGGUUUAAGUUACGAUUCAUCUUCUAGUUCCGUUUGCUCCGUUUCUUCCAGUGACGAUGAAGUCUUAUCAAAGAAGAGGAAGUUGAACGAAAAUCAAAAUGUUGAUCGACCAGAGAUGUUGGAAGCUCCCGUUUUUAGACCGACGGAAGACGAAUUUAAGGAUCCCAUGCAAUAUUUGGAAUCGAUAUUGCCAAGCGCAGCAAAGUACGGAUUAUGCAAAGUCAUCCCACCGGAUACGUUCGACCCGCCUUGCAUUCUGGAUAACGACAUCCGAUUUGGUAUAACAUAUCAGUACAUAGCUCGUAUGUACAAGCGCUGGGGCCCGGCCGCGAGAGAACUUUGCAACAUUCGGGCGAAUUUGAUAACGCAAAAAGUACAAUGUAAUAGACCACCCUUGCUUGAGGGCCUUGAGGUAAACUUACCGAAACUGUUUAACGUCGUGCAGCGCUUAGGUGGAAUGAAGAACGUAUUCACUAAGAAGAAAUGGAAUAAGGUUGCUGAGGAGAUGAGAUACAAAAAACUGAUAAACCCAGAAAAGAGGCUAGAUCAAAUUUAUGUAAAAUUUCUUUUAGCGUACGAUACGUUGACUUAUCAUGAGCGUAAGAGGCUGGUCAAUCAAGUGAAUCGUUUAUGGAAAAAGCGUAACGAAAACAUGCUACGACGAGCUAUGAACCCGCUGCACAGACAGAAACGCAUGUUGGCGGAGUCAGAUUCCUCUUCCGACGAGGAGUAUGCCCCAGAAGAUGUACCAAUUUAUGAGGCUUUAAGCGAAACUGAAGACUGUGUUAUCGCGGGCAGAAAUAUGACCUUGAAGAUGUUCAAAAAGAUCGCCAAUACGGCUGUGAAUAUCAAUAUUGACACGCAUACUUGCAGCCCUGAAAAUGUUGAAAGGAUAUAUUGGAAGCACGUUGAAACCGGCGAGGACCAUGUGUGUGUGUAUGCGGCCUCCAUCGACACGGGCGUGGCUAACCUCGGGUUCCCAAACGAUGAACAAGCAUACAGAAAUCAUCCGUGGAAUUUAAAGAGGCUCAGUGAAAAUCCACGCAAUGUUCUUAGUUACCUUGGCCCAGUCGUGGGCAUGACCGUGCCAACCCUCCAUCUUGCAAUGGUGUUCUCAACCAGCUGCUGGCAUCGUGAUCCGCAUGGAUUGCCUUGGAUCGAAUACAUACACGAGGGUUCCGAGAAAAUAUGGUAUGGAAUCCCAGACGAUCAAAGCGAUAACUUUCGCAGUGCAGUGGAAACUCUGUGUCCCACAUUCUGCCAAAAUAAAUCCAUCUGGCUUCCAUCGGACAUAACAAUGAUACCACCGGAAGUGCUUCAGGAAUAUAAUGUCUCCAUGUGUCGUGCCACACAAAAUCCGGGCGAGUUCAUCAUUGUCUGCCCCAAGGCUUACUCUUGUUCAAUUGCCACUAAUCUAUCCGUUUCUGAGAGUGUUUAUUUCGCUACAAAGUCCUGGAUGGAUAAUUACGCCCAAGUAUUUCAAGAGCUGCGUAAUAGUUGCGAACCAGCUAUGUUCUCCAUCGAACAAUUGUUACUCUCAUUCACAAAGGACAGCCGAACUCCUCUUGAUAUGCUACACCAAAUCUACCCUGUGUUGAAUGAAAUUGUAAAAAAAGAACUACAAAAUCGGCGUUCUAUUAAAAGACUUGGUUUUAAGGGUAAAGAUAUUGAAGCGAAACCGCCUACUACGGGUGCCUGGAAUGUUCGCGAUCAAGACGAAUGUGAGCUUUGUCGAGUUACGCUUUAUCUCUCAAGGGUCAGGGGUAUGUUUGAAAAGAAAUCGACUUUGUGUCUAGAACAUGCAUUAGCAAUCUUGAAAAAGAAUGUAAGACCAAAAUUCUUGUUAGAGGUAGAGCACAUUAUGCCGUCUGAAUCGUUGACACAAAUUGUAGAAACUUUACAAAACCGGCUGAGUAAAACUUAGAAUACUACAUAGUCUACAAACAUAUAUUAUAACAUCUAAUUUGGAGCCAUUAACUCUCAAAGACUUAUUUUUGUUACACUUGUGGGUCUACAAAAGA
Messenger RNA from Zerene cesonia (dogface butterfly), 4316 nucleotides. It is a transcript of the gene Jarid2, whose product is annotated as protein Jumonji. Bases 389 to 4219 code for a protein of 1276 amino acids. Lineage: Eukaryota; Metazoa; Arthropoda; Insecta; Lepidoptera; Pieridae. The record is from RefSeq and is a predicted model, not a curated record. Gene Ontology annotation, molecular function: DNA binding; histone demethylase activity. Gene Ontology annotation, cellular component: nucleus. The transcript has 28 exons. Gene Ontology annotation, biological process: chromatin remodeling.